Molecule: messenger RNA, 1794 nt
Organism: Aspergillus heteromorphus CBS 117.55
Lineage: Eukaryota; Fungi; Ascomycota; Eurotiomycetes; Eurotiales; Aspergillaceae
Product: 3-keto-steroid reductase
Exons: 2
Coding region: 254-1585 (443 amino acids)
Biological process (GO): ergosterol biosynthetic process
Cellular component (GO): mitochondrial outer membrane; lipid droplet; endoplasmic reticulum membrane
Molecular function (GO): 3-beta-hydroxysteroid 3-dehydrogenase (NADP+) activity
Source: RefSeq, a predicted model, not a curated record
CUUCAGACGAGCAUGUUGAUAUUGAUAGUCUCGAAGACAAGUCCCCCACAUCUUGACCACAAUAUUCCAACAUAACAUGCAUCCAGAUGAUGCUGAUGCCAUCAACCCUCCCACCCCAUCACCUGACCCUGACCCGCGCGCGAUACACGCCUUACAUAAGCGCGUCGGAGUCGGUGAAGUCGCGGGAUUGUUUUCCUCGAUUGCUUCACUUCAGCCAAACAAUCGGUCCAAUUGACUGAAUCUCCCCAUCGCCAUGGCCAAACCCACACAGGAGGACCUCGACAACAAUGUCUACCACCUGGUCACCGGCGCAAACACCGGCCUCGGCUUCUCAAUCUGCUGCCGCCUCAUCGACGAAUUCCUCCUCCAAACCGCCCCCUCGCCCUCGCCCUCCACCCUAACUAUAAUCUUCACCACACGAAGCGCCAACAAAGCGAGCGACACGCUCCGCCGUCUACAAACGCACCUGCACACCACGCACCCGUCGCCCGCCUCCUCCUCGCGCAUCACCCUGCACCCCGAAACCCUGGACCUGCACAACCUGCUCUCGACGCGUCUGCUCGCCCGCCGUCUCGCAGCCACGAUCCCGAAACUCGACUCCGUCGUCCUGAACGCCGGCAUCGGCGGCUGGACGAGCAUCGACUGGCCGCGCGCCAUCUGGGCCGUCUGUACCGAUCUCGUGCAUAGUGUUUCGUGGUUCGAGCAUAAGGUUGCGCCGAAGGGGGUGCUGGCGCCGGUGCAGACUAGUGGCAGUGGCAGUGGCAGUGAACCCCGUCUGGGAUCCAUCUUCACCGCCAACGUCUUCGGCCACUACAUGCUCUGCCACAAUCUGAUGCCUUUGCUGCGCAACAACAGCCCCGAAUCCCCCGGCCGGAUCAUCUGGGUAUCCAGUCUGGAGGCCACGCUGGCGCAUUUCGACGUGAAUGAUCUGCAGGGUCUGAGAACAAAGGUCUCGUAUGAGUCGUCGAAGACCCUGACGGAUGUGUUGGCCUUGACAGCUGAUCUGGACGGUUCGAAACCAUGGGUGAAGAGCUUUUGCACUGCGGACGGUCAGAGCGAUGAUAAGGAAGAAGGAGAAGAAGGCCCCAUGCCAAACAUCUACCUCACGCACCCCGGCAUCUGCGGCACGGGGAUCCUCCCGCUCGCGUGGCCGCUGUUCUACCUCAUGCUCUGCGCGUUCUGGAUGGCCCGCUGGAUCGGCUCGCCCUGGCAUACCAUGUGGACGUAUGUCGGGGCGUGUGCGCCCGCGUGGGUGGCUGGGUCGAAGCAGAGUGUGCUGGAUGAUGCGGAGGGCCCGUAUCGCGCGAAUGGAGGGGGGAGGGUCAAGUGGGGGAGUUCGACGGAUCGGGUGGGCAGGGAUUGUGCGGCGUCGACGGAGAUAGAUGGGUGGGGGCAUGGGGGCGUGGUUGGGGGCGCUGUGGUGGAGGCGGAUCGAGUCAGGAGGAGGAAGCGCGGGAUGAAGGAUUUGACAGCGCACGAGAAGGUCGAGUUUGAGGUCUUGGGGAGGGAGUGUUGGAGGCAGAUGGAGGAGUUGAGAGGGGUGUGGGAGGGGGUUUUGGAUCGCGAGGAGGGGAAGGCUGAGUGAGUGAGUGUAAGUCAGGGUUGAUCAAUGAGUGUGGUUGGUAUGAGUGAGUGAGUGAGUGAGUGAGUGAUGGAUGGAUGGAAGGGCAGUGUACAGCAACAUGUUCAUUGUACAACAAGCAGCUCAUAGAACUAGACAAAUAAUGUAAUGUGUAUAGUAUAGCAGCAUAGGUAAGAUACUGUAGGUAAUCAAAGCAUGAUGGUAUUCUUUUU